UCCCACAAACACACACACACAUCCACCCACACACACACACACACACACACACACACACACACACACACACACACACACACACACACACACACACACACACACACACACACACACACACACACACACACACACAGCAACGUAGCGAACUCAGAUCAAUCGCUGCCAGAUGAGGAAUGAAAUAAAAUGCCAGGUGAGAGAAAGAUGGAAGAACACAGUUGUUGUCAUAGUAACGGCGAGGCGGAGCGUAAGAAAAGGGGGACUAGUGUGUUUGUUGUUGAUGGUCACGUGGCCCCGCAGCGCCGAUGCGAGCGUUGCGAGCGCCUUCCUUCCUUCCCCGACCAGUUACUACAAAAUGGCUGCAGAGGCAUCAGCGUCGACAAGAACCCAGUGAACACUUCAUGGCCACGGAACAGAAAACUAAAGUGCCAGACUCUGCCCCUGCUCCCAGCGCCCUGCUGUCUGUCGCAGCCCCCUGCAGAGGGGAUGGCAGCAGCGCACCCUACCCAGGCCAGCCACAGGCACCACCAGCACCUCCACCUUCAGCACAACGCCACCCCCCAAGAGAUGUCCCCCCACGCUUCCGCCAACAGGAGCACAAGCAACUGCUGAAGAGGGGCCAACCCCUGCCUCCCGGGCUUUUGACCCUGCCCCCACAAAACCCUGCGGCGUCCGAGUCCCCCCUGGCAGCGUCGCUGUCGUCUGCAACGACUACAGAGGCGUCAGCAGCAGAAGAACAAGCAUCUUCCUCCUCUUCCUCGCCAGCCAGCUCAGAGCUGCCCCCAAAGAGUGGCCAAGGAGCCCAGUAUAGAAGUCCCUUCCGGGGAUACCAGCCUGCCAAUCAGAGCGUUAGUGGAACAUCACUUUCCACAAAUCCCAGUGGCUGGGAUCAACCAAUCAUCGACCAGCGGGAGUCCGAGGCCUUGCCCUCAAUCAACCACAGCGAGAGUCGUGACUCUCAAGGAGGAUGCCCUACGGGUACUGACCCGAGUAAUCUGGCUAGAGACAGCAGCAACAGUACGGCCAGUAUGGCCACAGGAGCCAAUGGCCAGACAGGCAACUUCCCUGCCAGCCACACAAGCAGCAAGGCCAACUCUGGACCCAGCCCUGCCAAUCAAAGUGGGGCCAACAUGCUGUCCAACCAGGCCACAGCCAAUCGCAGCUGGGGAUCUGGACCGGGUUCUGGCCAUUGCCCUCCUCAGUCCUCAAUGGGGGGCGAGGGGAAGAGUGACGUCCCAUUAGGAGCAGGUGUCAUGGGCUGGGGUUCCUCCUCCUCCUCCACGUCCAACUUUAACUUGAAUUUGAACCCCAACGCCAACCCGUCUGCCUGGCCUGCAUUGGGGCACGACGGGGCUGGUACAGGGGGAGGAACGAACCCCAGCUCCCCACCUCAACCCCUACCCACCCUCUGCAACCUAGCCGGGGGCCCAACAGCACAGGCCAAUGGCAGCACCGGAUCCAACGCCAACGGAAACGCCUCGGGGAGCGGCAGUGCCUGGGGUGGCACGAUGCCCUCUGACCCUUCAGAGCCGCACCCUCCCUCGUCAACGAAUGUGUCUUUCAGCUCCGAACCUCAGAGCCUUAACACGGACGGACAAAAUCACACUAACAAGCAGGAGCCUCCCAGCCCCAUGCGCAACAUGCCCGGCUGGGGCGGUGGCCCCGUGGGAGUGGGGCCCCGGGGCCACUCCCAGCCCGGCGCUCCGCAGGUGAACGGAGAGGACGGCAGCGCCGCAUGGGGCAGCGGGGAGCCCAAAGCGGCUCCGUCCAAGGAGGCCUCCGGAUGGGACUCUGGUUCAAACUGGGGUCUCCGAGGCGGUGCGGGAGGAUGCUCCGGCGGCUGGGGCAAGCGGCAGAGCAGCGGAGACUGGGGGAAGCAAGGUGCCACUGAGGCUCCGGGGGGCUGGGACGCCCCUGGCUCCCCUCCCCAGGACCAGCAGGCCAAUUCCUGGGGCAGGGCCCAGAUCACCGCGGUCACCAGUGAGGGCAGCAGUGAUAACGCCGAGGGUCUGACCCGCUGCCCAGACCGACCUUCAAGGGAAGAGGUGCCCCCGGCGCUGCCUGCCGCUGACGUCGAUCCCAGGGUGCUUUGCAACACUGGCUGGGGUCAGACCCCCGUGCGCCAACACACCUCAUGGGACAUGAUCGAGAAGAACCGCAAGGCCGAGAAAGCCGCUGAAUCCUGGGGCUCGCGUCCCUCAACCUGCAGCGACGUCCAGGGGCCCUCCAACACCAAUACGGCCCCUUCCCAGAGGUCGGACUCUGUGAGCAAAAGCGAUGGCCCCGAGCCCCAGGGAGCCCCGGGCUGGGGUGGAGGCGUGGCCCCUACCAACCAGACCAGCUCAGGCUGGGGGGAUCAACCCAGCAACAAAAAGCCCCCCCCUGGUGGUCCUGGGGGAUGGGGGAACAGCCAGCCAGGAGGAGUCCAAAUGAAUGUACCGAAAAAUGCUGGUCCGGGAUGGGGAGAGGAGAAACCUGCCAGCUGGGAGGACCCUCAAAAUAAAACGAAGGCCCAAGGCUGGGGAGAGACGCCCAAAGCCUCCCCUGGCUGGGGUAAGAGCGGAGGAAACGGUGGCGGGGGCGACUGGGAGACAGACGAAAAGCAGAAGGAAAACUCCAACCCAAACACAGCCUGGGAAGGAGAGGCAGGAGGCUGGAAAGAGAACCCCAGAGGCUGGAGCAAACCUGCCCAAGGAACUGGGCUGUCUGGGAGAGGUGGGGCUGGAGGUGGUGGAGGUUGGACAGAGCCUGCCAGCCAACACCCCACUGGUCCAACCCCGGGAUCUGGGGUAUCUGGAGGUGGAGGUUGGGCGGAGCCAGCCAGCCAGCGCCCCACAGGUCAGACUCAAGGAUCUGGGGCAUCCGGAGGAGGAGGUUGGGGAGAGCCGGCCAGCCAGCGCCCCACUGCGGCAUCCGGAGGAGGAGGUUGGGGAGAGCCGGCCAGCCAGCGCCCUACUGCGGCAUCCGGAGGAGGAGGUUGGGGAGAGCCAGACAACCAGCGCUCGCCUGGUCCUGCCCAAGGUUGGGGGGGUAAAAACCCAGAUGUGCCCAACGGCAGUGGGGGAGGCGGAGGAGGAGGAGGAGGAGGAGGAGGCAUGGGGUCUUGGAGCGGCCCAGGACCCGUUAAGCAGAGCGGCAGCUGGAGCGGGAAGAAGCCGGAGCCCCCGGGAUCGUCGAGCGGCUGGGAAGAGCCCUCCCCGCCAUCGAUCCGCCGGAAGAUGGAGAUCGACGACGGCACGGCGGCCUGGGGGGACCCCGGCACCUACAGCAAGGCGGUGAACCUCUGGGACCGCAACAACCAAGGGAAGUCCCAGGGUAAGGCCCCCCAGGGGGGGUCCUCCAAUCCCCCCGCCCCCAGCAACAACCACGGCCAACACCACCACCCGCACGCCCACUCCCACCCAUACCACGGGGGGCCGCCGCCUCCCGCCGCCCCCGGCCACAGCCAAACCCACCCGCCCCAGAACCCCAGCCUCCCCAGCGGGGCCCUGGAGCCCAGCGUGCCUCACCAGACAGGGCCCUCUCCUCACAGCAGGACCUCAGCCAUGAACCAAGGUUGGGGUGAGAUACAGGGCUCCCAUGCCAAACCGGAGGGGUCCUGGGUGGACCAAGCGCCCCAGCAGGCCAACGCGGACAAUGGGACGUCGACCUGGGGGAAGUCCAGUGGGGGCUGGGGCGAGGUGGGCCCCGAGAGCUACAGUCGGGGAAACCAACCCAUUGGAUCUGCAUCUUGCAAACCUGCCCCAAAACCUAUGCAAGACAGCUGGGCUGGAGGAGAUGAGGAGCAGAUGGGCAUGUCGGGCGGCCAGUGGGACCCGGAUGAAGGAGACGCGUGGAACAGCGGCAUGUCCCAGGAGAACAACUCCUCAUGCAACUCCUGGAGCAACGGGCCGAAGAAGGGCCUGCAGAAGAUGCAAGGGAAGAUCCCCGGGAAACAGGAAGAGGCCUGGAUGCUGAAUCGCCUCAUCAAGCAGCUGACCGAAAUGGGCUUCCCUAGGGACCCAGCCGAGGAGGCCCUGAAGACCAACAACAUGAACCUGGACCAGGCCAUGAGUGUGCUGCUGGAGAAGAAGCUGGAGUUGGACAAGCGGGGCAUGGGCGUGGCCGGCCAUGACUACAGCAACGGCCUCAUCAACAAGGCCCUGGGGGGCCCCCGGCCCCCGCUCCUCUCCAAAGACCCCCCCAUGGACCGCCGCUCCCCCUUCAUGGAUAAGGCUGGGAUAUUUGGGAGUGGUGGGCCAGCGCAAGGCCGCGCCCUUCAUCAUCACCAUCAUCAGCAUCAGCAGCAUCAACAUCAGCAUCAGCAGCAUCAGCAGCAUCAGCAGCAGGCCCCGCCCCCGCAGCCACCAGUGCCACCGCCCGGCUCCUCCCAGCCCGGUCUACGGGCUCAAGUGCCUCAGAUACUCUCCCCUCAGGUUCAAGCACAGCUCUUACAGUUUGCAGCAAAAAACAUUGGUCUGAACCCUGCACUUUUAACCUCACCGAUUAACCCUCAACACAUGACCCUCCUCAACCAACUUUACCAGCUGCAACUGGCAUACCAGCGUUUACAGAUUCAGCAACAGAUGUUGCAGGCGCAGCGCAACGUCUCUGGCCCCAUCCGACAGCAAGAGCAGCAGGUUGCACGUACAAUCACUAACAUGCAGCAACAGAUCCAGCAGCACCAGCGGCAGCUGGCCCAGGCCCUGCUGAUGAAGCAGCAGCCGCCACCGCCCUCCUCCCACGCCGGCCUGCACCCAGGAUCCGUCAAAUCAGCCCUGGACUCCUUUCCAGGACAUCCCCAUGCUUCGGGCCUUCCAGACCUGCAGACCAAAGAGCCACAGUCUUCUCCCCACGCCUACAGCACCUACCCACACUCUGGGCUGAAUCCCAACAUGAAUGUAAACCUCAACGAGGUGGGCGGGGGGCUGUCCAUGAAGGAGCACUCCCAGCCCCAGUCCCGCCUAUCCCAGUGGACGCACCCCAACUCCAUGGACACACUCUCCGGGGGGUCCUCCCCCCUGGAGCACAACCUGGCCAAGCAUGCCAACCUGGGGUCCUCGCGCAAGUCGCCCCAGAUGGAGGACUCCUACAGCGCCUACAGCCUACACUCCGACUCCCCCUCCAGCCCCCCGGACCACUGGGGCUCGGGCAAGAGCAGCAACGACAAGAUGGCCAACGGGACCAACAUCACCUGGCCUCCAGAGUUCUGCCCCGGCGUGCCGUGGAAGGGCCUCCAGAGCAUUGACCCCGAGACGGACCCCAACAUGACCCCGGGUAGCGUCCCCAACGGGCCCACCGUCAACACCAACAUCCAGGACGUGAACCGCUACCUACUGCGGGACCGGAGUGGAGGCUCCUCCCCCACCUCAUCUCAGACCGAGGCUCUGACUCCCUCCACUGAUUGGCCAGUCAGUUCCUACUCUAGCUCGUUCAGUCUGUCGUCCCCCGAGAUGGACGACGCAGGUAAGCUGCCGGACAUGAAGUCCACCUGGUCCCCGGGGGCCAUCUCCAACAGGGAGGCCACAGGCUCGCUGUCCCACGAGCUGUGGAAGGUCCCCCAUGGGCCCCGCAACUCUGCGGCCCCCUCGAGGCCCCCGCCCGGCCUCACCCACACAAAGCCCCCACCCUCUGCCCCAUCGUCCUCCACCUGGGGGGGCAACUCCCUAGGACUGGGACAGUCCUGGAGCUCCUCCUACACCUCAGCUGGUAACACCUGGAGCACAGACAGCUCCAGCAGAGGCAGCAGCUGGCUGGUGCUGAGGAACCUCACGCCACAGAUCGACGGCUCCACCCUGCGCACGCUGUGCAUGCAGCACGGCCCGCUGAUCACCUUCCACCUGAACCUGACGCAGGGCAACGCCGUGGUGCGCUACAGCUCCCGGGACGAGGCUGCCAAGGCCCAGAAGUCCCUGCACAUGUGCGUCCUGGGAAACACCACCAUCCUGGCGGAGUUCGCCGGGGAGGAGGAAGUGGCCCGCUUCUUCGCCCAGGGCCAGUCGCUAGGGGCGACCACCAGCUGGCAGGCCAACCCCUCCGGCAACGCCAACCAAGCGCGGAUGGGCGGCGGCGGCCCCGCCCACCCCAUCGGGCACCACGCGCCCCACUGGGGCCACCACAACAGCUGCAGCGGAGGUAACGGGGCCGGAGGCCUGGGCGGCGGGGGGAGCAAGGCGGGCGGCGGUGACAUGCUGUGGGGGGGCGGGGGGCCCCAGUACUCCAGCCUGUGGGGGCCCCCCGGCGGCGGUGAGGACGGACAGGUCAUGGGGAGCCCCACCCCUAUCAACACUCUGCUGCCAGGGGACCUUCUGAGCGGGGAGUCCAUGUAAGAGCACAGAGGUCCCCCUCGGGGAGGGGGGGGGGGGAGGCCCAAACACAACGAGAGAAUCCAGAUAGCAAAUCAAUGUGGAGAUAAUCAGUGUGGAAUCCGUCAAUCGGGAGCGAGCGGGGAAGACCAGGCUGUCCCCGGAGACCCUCCACCUCGUCUCUCUGUUGAGAUCGCCGCUCCUUUUGAUUUCAGUGUCGGAAAUAUAUCAAGUGUAAAAUGUUACGUUUUUUUGUGUGAAUCUCAGAGGGUGGUUACUUUUCUCAGUGUUCACGCUCUCGAAAAGCAACAGGACAGCUAGUCUCAACCUGGGAUAACUCUCUUUUUUGCAGUAGGGCAACUGUUUUCGGACAACUGUUCUCUUGACAUUUGCGCCGUGUUUUAACCUAACAUAAAUGUCGAUGAUACGUGCUGCCAUCUAGAAAACUUGACAACCGCCAGUCCGCCCAGCCUGCCCCAAUCAGAACGGUUCUAGAGCUCGGCGCCACUCCGGACUAUAAGUGGCGCUCUUCUCUCAGUACUAUUUACUAGCCUUAACCUCUAAUGACCCCCUCCUCCCAAUGCCCUUUCUGACCCCACUCGGACCUCGGACCUCUCAAACCAUGCUCAAACUAUGUGUUUAAAGGGAAAGAUGCAACCCUCUUCCCGCCUUGUUUGAAGCCAUUUCUGUUUGGUUGGGUUGACUUUGACUUCCUUGGUGGAGAAGAAGAGGGGAAAAGGAAACGCAAACAAAGCAAAAACACUGCAAUUGAAGUAAAGGUCAAAUGUGUCAACUUA
Gadus macrocephalus (Pacific cod) is the source of this 7078-nucleotide messenger RNA. Its product is annotated as trinucleotide repeat-containing gene 6C protein-like. The transcript has 20 exons. Gene Ontology annotation, biological process: positive regulation of nuclear-transcribed mRNA poly(A) tail shortening; miRNA-mediated post-transcriptional gene silencing. Bases 303 to 6305 code for a protein of 2000 amino acids. Gene Ontology annotation, cellular component: nucleoplasm; P-body. Gene Ontology annotation, molecular function: protein binding; RNA binding. NCBI's taxonomy places the organism in Eukaryota, Metazoa, Chordata, Actinopteri, Gadiformes, Gadidae. The record is from RefSeq and is a predicted model, not a curated record.